GUCUUCUGCAGCUCCGCUCCCUGCUCUGGUGGACACAAGAUCCUCAGAAGACAAUGAGGCAGCUAAAAGGAAAACCCAAAAAAGAGACCUCCAAAGACAAAAAGGAGAGGAAACAGGCAAUGCAGGAGGCCCGGCAGCAAAUCACCACCGUGGUGCUUCCCACGCUGGCCAUUGUGGUAGUUCUGAUCGUUGUGUUUGUCUAUGUAGCAACACGUCCAAAUACAACCGAAUGAUGCAGCUUUUCAGACUCUCUAACUUCGGGGUAUUAAUACUUUAUCAGGAGCCAAAAAACCUCUCUGCCACUCUUUUAAUACUUUACAAAGGAACUUGCUUUUAUCUUCAGUCUUUCCCUUGGCUGGGGUUCUUCAAUUUCUCUUUGGGAAUGUAACAUAAAACGUAUUAGUGAAUGUGCCAGUACGUUUUAUGGUCCAGUUCUUGUGCCUUUCAGACUUUUAAAAUGGUGUUUUUCUUAAAUCUGUUUGAAGUUCUAUAUUGUAAAAGGAAAUUCUGUUCUGCCAUAAAUUUGUAAAAAUCAGCUCUCAGCUAUUACCAUUGUUAUGGAUAAUGUUGCUCCCGUGAGCUCUUGUAUGUCUAUUUGAGAACUUCCCAAAGAAGUGUAUUUCUUCUUUGUACUUAAUGUCAUAUGAAAUGCUUUGAUUCAGA
Molecule: messenger RNA, 663 nt
Organism: Nothoprocta perdicaria
Lineage: Eukaryota; Metazoa; Chordata; Aves; Tinamiformes; Tinamidae
Gene: SMCO4
Product: single-pass membrane protein with coiled-coil domains 4
Exons: 1
Coding region: 54-233 (59 amino acids)
Source: RefSeq, a predicted model, not a curated record